Messenger RNA from Cladocopium goreaui, 6791 nucleotides. The record is from the annotation of a GenBank genome assembly. Lineage: Eukaryota; Dinophyceae; Suessiales; Symbiodiniaceae.
GCCCCAGCUGCGCCCUGGACCUCAACUUCCCGAUCGGAAGUGAGGCGGCUGCUGAGUCAGCCCCCGCCAGCGAGGCGGAGACGCUCAGCUGCGCGUCAGAGGCAGAGGGCGGCGGCUGGUCCUACGCACCAGCUGAGACGCUACACGGACCCGGCCACGCUCAAUGGUUGGUGGGCCAACGAAGCCCACCAACAUUGGGCGUGGGAGUGGAGCUUCUACCUGGAGGCCAAGAAGAUGCCAGAGCUCUUCUAGAAGUGAAGAAGAGCUCUGGCAUUUUCUUGGCCUGCCUGCAAACAUCCUCGAGACGGUCCUAUGCUUAUGCCUCGACAUCUCGAUAUCAGUAUAGAUGUUUUGCUAGGACUGAAGCUCCGACUCUUCGCUUUCCUGCUUUGCAUCCGCUGGGCGUAAGGUACUGCAAGAAGCUGAUUUACGCCACCAACUUGCUCAGCGGAAGCACAUACACCGUGUUUCGAGGAUCCCUGGGCAUUGAAGCAGCGAUUCGCAAGCACUUCAACGCCAAGGCGAUGGAAGCUGCCCAGAACCACGACAAGGUAGUAGAAGUGGUGGUUGGCGAGGUGAGCGGGCAACGGGUUGAGUUUUACCUGGUCCUAAGAGACAGCAAUGUCCCACAGAGCAUCCAUCUACGAGCUGCAGAUCGAUUCCACUUGGCCAUGAACACGGCUGUCAAGUUGGCCACAGGUUAUGAUGCGACCACACAGACAAAAGAGCUUUUUGUGGUUGAAGAAUGGUCCACAAGGGUCAGUGGUGCAAUCUCAGACCUGAGCUCAACUGUCCGUAGCCAAGCUCGAGCAUUGGAGGAUGAGGAUGUUGUGGGUGAGCUUCUGGGUCAAUCAGCCGAGAAGGAAUUGACCACUGAUGUUCGUGUACUCCCCACUGUGAGCAUGGGUAAGGGUCACUUGACUGAAGAUUUGCAGAGUGACCAGUUUCGUCAACAAGCUCGACGCAUUGCUCUGGACACUGUCGUUGGAGGUACGGAGGCAAAGCUUGCAGAAGCUGUGCAAAUCAACAUGGUUGACCUGUGCCAAGAUGUGGUGAUGGAUUUGAAAGAUGGGGAUGAUGGUGCCAUCGCAGGGGCCAUUACAGAUGCGAGUGAGUACCGCAGCAGCAUGUCGGAAGAGCUCAUGCCAGAACCUGAGCGGGCUCUACUGGAUGACCGCAACAGAGAGUCAGAUCGACUCGGGGUGUGGGCUGAGGGCUGCCCGUGCAGCAACAUGUCCUUUGAAGUGCUGUCGGGCAGCCGACCUAGCAACAGGACAGCUGAACCUGAAGAUGGCACACUGGAGACAACUUCCCUGGUGCGCAUUGCAGAACGAUCGGUGGAAGGACGUCAUGCGAUGAUCAACAAGAUCACCAAGAAGGCUCCAAGGCACUUGAUGGGCCUCCGACCAAGUCCGGCGUUGAACGUGGUGUUGGCUGGAUUUUCUGACUCGGAUGUUGCAAAACUGAUCUACAGAGACAAUAUCAAAGUAAAACAUGGGGGACGCAAGAGGCUUGCAGACGAAAUCUCCACGAAACCACCUGUUGCAUCACUCAGGGCCAACAAAGAUGCAUUGAAGGAUCGUGAUGAAGCAGAACCACUCUCAAAGGCAUUGGUGGCCUAUCUUCUGGAGGUAGGUAUCCAACAACCUUCGCUGUCAAGCAUGGCCCUGGAGGACGACAGGCCACCAGAUUCCAUGGCGCUCUUUCUGCGUUUUGCAACUGCCGGUGCCUUCUGGGACCAUAGUUCAUUCUUUGUGAAUCCUGAUGAUGAUGCCCUGCAAAGCCUGCUUGAUGAGCGAUUGGUUGCGAAGAAACCUGGCUCUGAUAUUGACACCUUCAAUAUUACGACCUUUGGUUUGCAGGCACUGCAGGUGACCCAAUCAUUCAGCCAGUCUUCCAAGCUUUCAGAGUUUGUGCCGGACUCAAGUGCCAUGACGGUGAGUGGGGAUUUCAGUCUGAUCCUUGAGCUCACCAAAAAAGGUUGGAACUUUGAGUACGAUCAAGAGCUUGACGCCAACAGUGACGGUGAUGCAGCGGAUGACAAUGAAUUUGAGUUUCAUGAUGACAAUGAGAGUGACAAUGAACUUUUCUUUUCGGAUGGAGACAAUGGAGACUGGGGUUUGGAUGACCAACCACAUGAUAGUUAUCCAAGGAAUCCAAGGGAGACAAACCAUGCACAGUCCAACGGUGCAGUUGUGAUCAGCGACAGUGACAGUGACAAUGAUUUUGGACACACGAACAUGAACCCGGACGACGAGAACUUGGGAACUCCAGUACCCCCAGCCCCAUCACCACCAAGUCCAGAAAAUUUGCCGGGCCCAGCCAGACCAGCUGUGCCAAUGCCUCCUCCACCCAUGCCGCCGCCCGCAGAACAGGUGGUGGCAGGGGUCGUGCACAACCCAGAAGACAGGUGGUACCAGGGAUCAGACAAUCCCACGGAGGUUCAAUGUGGUUUCGAUAUGCAACAGGCACCUGGGGAGACACUGGAGGUGAUUCCAUCCGAACUUCCUUCACGGGAAGAGUUGGAGGAACAGCUCACCUUUCACUUGGCCACCAAGGGUCGUGUCAGUGUGGAGAAUGCUGAGAAUGGUUCAAUGCCGACUGCUUCAUCUGGUCGCUCCGGGACUGGUACUGCAGGGUCUGAUGAUGUCAACCCAGGGGGACAUGUCAACACAAUGGCUGUUCCGGGGCGUGACACCCAUGACACGUUCCUGCCUACACUGUUGACGCCUAGGGCUGAUAUCCAUGCUGGGGCUAUGGCUGUGGGUGCUGUAGAAUUCAAAUGCCAAUCCGGAGUGGAGGUCGAUGACGUGUACGAAGCUGACAACCAGCCACGGGCAGGUAUUCUGACGGAAAAAGGCUUGAACCCUGGAGACGGAAAGGUGAUUGUCAACACAUCAAGUGACACCGACCAGAACUGCAGAAAGGUCUUGGCAUCGCUGGACAAGGAGUCUCUGACACCACUUGGACACAAGAUGGCUUGGGAUGCUGACACCGCAUCUACACGAAAGAGAUUGACCGAUUGCAUUUGGCACGAAUGUGCUCCUCGCUUCCCGCUGGACACUGUGACAGAGUACGAAAAAGGUGUGGCUGAAUCUGUACAAGCAGUCCCCGAAAGUGAAGAAGAUGAUCGGCAAACUGCGCCAGCAGGGGAGAGACUCGAUUUCCAAUCUCUUUCGAUUGCAGGGACCAUGUGGUUGCUGCGUGCUCCUGUCAGCGGAGCCACCACCGAUGUUGACCCGAGCGAGAGAUGGCUCUUGAACCUUUGUGGGUGUCACCAAGUUAGUCGUGACGCUAUGUUUCAGCAGGCCAGCAAGGCCAGAAAUGCUCAGGAACUCAUGGUAGAAUUGCAGACCAUGGAGAAGAAUCGACCAGAGGAAUUUCUGGAACAUCUUGCGAAUUUUUCGGAAGAGUGUCCCGGACAGGGUCGUGGUCGCAAGCGAAAGACCUGGGACUUCGCCAGGAUUAAGUCAUUGAAUCAAGCAGGGCUGGACGAGCCUGCUGCAGAGCAACUGUGGAACAAACAAUUUGCUUCGAAGGAUGUGAGGAAAGAUCAAGUUUGGCGGAUUUGGGUACCUAUGGACGACGGCUCCAAAACAGCCAGCUACGAGGACCGUUCGAUCCUGCACGAAAGAUGCGAUGAACAACAAAACCCGUCAGAGCGGACAAUGCAACAGCAGAAGGAAACAGCUGCGUCGUUGUUUCAGGAUCUUGAAGAAGAGGAGUCAAUUGUUCCUUCCAUUUCUCUGGCAGCACCAGCCGGAAGAGGAGCUAGUGGACCAGCUUCUUCUCAAGGCCCCAAAGGCACCAAAGGCAACUCGAAGAACAUUGUUCCUGAGUCGCAGCAUCCUUCAAGUCGACAAGCUGCUGCCACCAAGCCUGCCGUUGAAGCUUCGAGGCAGCGCUCAAAGACCAUGAAGGACUUUAAGAAUGCCGAACUGGGCAUGAAAAAGGCCCUUGAAGCUGGAGAGAAUGUCUUGCAGAAUGUGGCAUUGAAGGUUCACUCUGGCGACCAGGAGGCGGUCGACAGUGACGCGAGUCUUGAACUCCUUCGACGGCGCCUUGACCUGUUGCGAUGUGCCAUGGACUUGUCCACGGGCAAGGAUGGUGACUCUGCUAGCAAAGAUCUUCUGAAACGAUGUUUAGAGGAUCCAUACCUCAAAGAGCUACAGAUGAACUUGUUGGCAGAUGCUGAAGGAGCACAGUGCUUCGGAAAAAUCAAAUGGAUCAGAGAGAAGCUAUUGGACAUCCAGCCCAGUUCUGCUCGUGUGAUAGAGCUGAUGGAUCAGCAACGCACAGCGUUGUCUGUGCUUCAACGCAUAAUCAAAUGUGUUGAACAAGAAUCUGAAUCAUGGAGGACAGGAGCUGCAGCACUGGCGAAAGCUUAUGCUGAAGAAGAACGGGCCAAGAAGAAAGCAGAGGACAAGGUUCAGAAGGACGAGGAAAAAAAGAAAGUCAGACUAGCAAAGGCAGCUGCUAGAGAUGAAAAGAAAAAACGUGAGAAAGAAGAGAAGGCAGCAGCAGCAGCAGCAGCUGCAGACAAGAAGACCACAGAGGACGGUGACAAGAGUGAUGAGGAGGCGGAGGAGGGCAAAGUGAGCAAGCUGCGUCGACGACGCACAGGUACUGCUGCCACAGACUUGGAACCAUCCGAUCCAUCGGUGCUGCGAACUCUACGGGUGUCGCAGCAGUUGCCUUCUACCUCAAUCUCUGAUGAGCUGGAGCGCUUUGUGCACCAGAUUGCCCAGUUUCCCGCAGUCCCAGCAGUCUUGCGAUUGAAGAAGGGCAUGACCAAGAAGAUUCUCAGCGCUUCACCUGAGCUCAAUCCGAACCAAAUCAACAUCAUGUCAAAGAUGCUGAACGCUGACGCGCAGCGCUUUGCGAAUGAAUGCAGCGAGAUAUGGACGAAAGAUGUGAACAAAACUUCAUCGGGUCGUCUCGGGUCCCCUGCUGAAGGACCCGGAGAAGCACUUGGAUUAGACAAGCAACUCCAGUGUGAGAUUGACAACUUGAUCAAAAUUGAGUGCAAAGAAGACUUCAGUGAUGCUGUGCUGUGUCGCAACAGCUUUGCAGACAAGUCGUGGGCCUACGGCCAAUCUUUGCAGCCACCUGUGGCAGAAGCUGAGCUGACCAAGGAUGUCAACCGCAUCAAAGGGGUGACGUGGUGUGGCUCUCGUCAGGGUAGCUGCUACACUGGCACACUCCCUUUUGGUACGGGGGCCCUAUGCUAUCAAUAUGAAGGAACCCGAUUGGUUGCUACGGUGGAUGCCCUUGAGAUGGCUAAGCUCAAACACCCCCAUGUCACGGAACUCAUGGAAAAUGAGGAAGCUGGCAUCAGUGAAUUUAUCAAGCUCCUGGAGGAUGUAUCUGCUGAUUUUCGUGAUUUGGACGACACCGACCCCAACAUUUUUGAGAAGCUUGGUUCACUACGUGUGACAUAUGUGAUCGCUGGGGACAUUCUCUACAUACCCUAUGCGAGCAUAGUCUGUGAGAAGGCCUGUGGCAACGCGAAUAGCAUCUCCCUUCGUGUGAUGUCUUGCAUGAUGCACGCAUCACAACAAGCCCAAUGUCUGUUCAUGAAGAGGGGACCUGCGUGCCACGUCUAUUUGCUCUCGAUGUCCCAGUUGGGGAGGAAAGUGAAGAUGGAGAUGGCGGAGAAAGGGAACACGGCCAUGGACAAGGAGGGUGACGAAGGGAACCAAGCACAACCAGUGUCCCAGAACAACAACCCAAUCCCUGACAUCACUGGUGAUGCCAACAUCAUUGCUUUCGCGCAGAAGGUUCUGCAGGAGGUCGAAGAGGGGAACUUGGAUUCGAAUUGGGAUCUCGAACAGGUGUGCAAAAAGGUCGGCGAACAUUCACAGAUGCAUACCUACACCAAUUAUCUUCUCAUGGACCAAGACCUGCAGCAAGAGGAGUGGGAAUGGUGUGCGCCGGGCAAUGACUUCCAUGAAGAUCUGAUUGACUUUUUGGACUUUGUUACCAAAUCCGGGCCCAAGCCAGCUUCAAACUCAGUGAACACCGAGGGCGCCAUGACCAUGACCAUGACCAUGACCGGUGCGCACAACGUUGAGCCUGAGGUGACUCAGUCGGCUGCAGCUUCAGUGACCGAGAAUGAUCCCAAUCCUGAUGCCGAAAAGGACAAGGCAGAUGACGAGACCAAUGCCGAGACCAAGGAUCCCGGUCCCAUUUCCGAGAAACACAGUGAGACUGUUGAGCCCAAGACCAAGACCAAUGAUCCCAAUGUCGAAAAGAAAAACAGUGCCUGUGACGGCGAGACUGAGGUUGUCACCAAGACCAAGGAUGCUGAAAAAACAAACAGUGAUGGUGGUGGUGACGGUGAGACUGUUGAGGUUGUCCCUGACAAGACACUCGAGUUGGCGACCAAGGAUCCCCCAGCCAAUGCUGAGAAGAACAACGGUGAGACUGAGACUGAGACCAUGGCUGAACUUGUGACCAGUGACAAGUGCAAGGAUUCCAAUACCAGUCUCAACACUGCAGAUGCUGAGGCUAUGGAUGAGGAUGCCGAGGAAAGUGAGGAGUCGGAGAUGUUCGAAAAUAGCGACCCUGAGGCGGUUACUGAGACCAAACCCAAGGACAAGGAGAAGUACAAGAAUACCACAGCAGCUGAUGCUGGUAAGAAGCCUAAGGAUCUGCCGGAGGAUGGCGCCAUCUCCCGAUCGCCGAACUCGAAGAAGCGCAAGGCGGCUGAGGAGAAGGUGACCUUUAAGCCAGCACAGCGGCAGGGGCCCAUUUGCGAGAUCUUGGGUCUGAAGAACACCCAAGGCUGA